AUGCGGCGAAUUCUACUCGUCGCCCUUGUGGGCGCCGUGUUCAUCGGCUCCCAGGCAGCCGAUACGCUCUGUUCCGUGUAUGAUCCGUUCAAAGUACUUCCGGACAACAAUAAGUUCCAAAUCGGAGGAGCGUUUCCAUUGCAUGACCAGGACUGUAAAAAGUUGCUGCCCGAGACCGUUCAGGACAUAGUCGCCAUCCAGUGGGCACUAACACACUGGAACCAGAAUCCUGCAAAUUACAACGCAAAGCUAGGCCUUUACGCAGGAGACACUUGUUCUCGGGCGCAGGAAGCAUUGUCACAAUCGUUAAGAUUUUUGGAUUCUGUAGGCUAUCACGAACCGAAAGAAUGUCGAACAGAAAGCGCUGGACCAAAACUGCUCGGUCUGAUAUCGCCGAAGGACUACAGCUCUUCCACAUCGGUAGCAACGAUGCUCACAGUAGCCGAACUGCCAGUUGCAGCCUAUUCCAGCCAAGCUGCUAACGCGUUGAUUGAAAUGGAAGUGCAAAACAUCAUUGCCACCACACCCACCAUGGAAGUAUACGUUGAAGCACUCACAAAGUUGAUGUCAUCACUUCGAUCAAAUCUCGUCACGAUAGUUGAAGAUGGAUCAAACGUGGAGACUGUGAAGCGGGUAGUGAGUCAACUGGAAACUGCAGACAUUUUCGUAUCUGAUGUACUGCACGUCGAACAUCCUCAGCUAGCACAAGCUCUCGAGGACAGCGAUAGUGACAUCGUUGUUUCCUUACUACCUAAGGCCGAGCUGAAAUCUGCUCUCAGCGACCCAUCACUAUACAAAAUGGAUAAACUUUGGAUCUCCGUACCAGUUGAUGGAGAAGCACUUGACGAUGAUGAGCAAGAAAAGAUACUUCACCGUGAAGCUCAGAUUGAGAUCAUCUCGCUCCAACCGCAAUUCAUCGACCUGCCGCAAUUCCGUGACUACUUCCUUCGAGUGCUGAAGAACAACUACAAAAGUUACCAGCUUCUUACAUCUUAUGUGCAGCAGGUGUACAACUGUAGCGAUGAGUCCUGUGAAGUCGACAAGAAUCAAAUGGCCGAACGAUAUUUACAGUCAACGACCACAGAGGCGGUGAUUCGAAUGACAUAUGCUUUUGCAGCUGUCGGCCAAAAGAUCGGAAGUGACGCAGAAAAGGAGAAGAUCUGUGUUCAUCCGACACCUGAGUGUACAUCACUGAUCGUACAAGAAUUACUCGAUCUCGACUACGAAUUUGGAAUAAACGAUCCGUCAGAAAUGGCCGGAGAACGCCUCCGGUUCUAUAGAGGUAGUGAAAAAGUGCUGAUCGCGUCCGGCAUGACCGUGAAAGCAAUCGAAUUAUACAACACCGAAGGAAAGACUAACAUCUACCAUCUGAUGUCGUUCACGACCGGAAUUCAGCCUACCGUAACAAUGUCAGCAAUCAGACCAGUGGAUCAACGAAAGCGAUCCAUAUGCAGUCCUUAUCGUCCGUUCUGUGGUCAAUGUCCUAAUGUGCAAACUGUCAAUGGAGAGAGACACUUCCUCUCGAUUCCUCGCCACUACCCAAUGUAUUUAAUCGGUUUGUUUGAUUUACACGGUGGCUCAAAGUGCCAGUCGAUGAAGGCGACGGACAUCAGUCUGCCAAUGGCGUUUGUUCAUACGGUGUGGACGUUCAAACAAAGAUUCCCGGACUUGGUUCUUCUAAAGAACCUCGACUUCGGCGCACUUCUUGUGGACUCGUGCUCAUCCGGAAAACAAGCUAUUGAAACAGUUGUCAGAGCGGAGACCCAGUGUUUCCGAUUCAAUCAGGCCGGCAGAAACAUCACCAUCGUUCCGGGCUCGGUGUUUGGAUAUGUGUCCGCUCUGCAUGGAGAUUCACAAGAGGCUCUGAAAGGCUACUUUUCUUCGGGUGAUGCAGCAGCCGCCCUGGUUGCUGCUGACUCCGACUCAACUCCUCGUCAUGCUUUCACUGCUCUGCCUGGGGCCAGAAGUCAAGCGCUGGCUCUGCUUCGAUUCCUUAAUCGCAUGCACUGGCAAUUUGUAACGGUAGCGCUGAGCGAACAGGACCCAGAAUCUCUGGCUGCCUUCCGCAAUUUCGAGCGUUUAGCAUUGGAUCGUGGAGUAUGUCUAGCCGAAGUAGUGAACAUUGGAGGAGUUCGAGUGGAUAAUCUACCUAUCGGCACAACAACCAAUGUUACCAUAGUGUUCGCAACAGCUCGGGAUGCAGCUGCCUACCUCUCACUGACUCUCCGCUCCACUCGUCGAGUUGUUCACGUCAUGAUGGGAGAUUCACAUGAUUGGUACCUGCAUGACCUGGAGAACAGAAAACACUUCCAAGGGAUUGUAUCUGUACAACCUAAAGAUAUCCUCCACCCCGACUUCCGUGAAUGGAUGGAGACGACAACGCCGCUAACGCUUCCUGAGAAUUGGUUCUGGUCUUUCAUAGAAGAUCGAUGGCAAUGUGCCCUUACGCAGAAGAGCAAGCUCACCUAUGGGAAAAUGUGUACUGGUGACGAGACGCUUAACCUUGACAGCCUAGGAAGGAUGACCAAGGCAGGCUACAUCUCGCGAGGCCUAGAGAGGUUCCUUUUCGCCAUGGACUCGGUCUAUAGAAAACUGUGCCCGACUCAAAGUGGUCUGUGCUUGGAAUUUUAUGAGAAUGGUCGACAGAUGAUCUUAGCCCAGUUAAAAAAGACUAAUGUCGAGGACGAUAUUGACAUCUACGAGUUCCUGCACGUCGGAAAUGACGAAUACGCUUAUCGAACAAUUGGGAACUGGUCCCUGUCUGGUGGUUUACGCUUGCACUCACUCUACCGCAGUUUCUUCAAUGGUCCUGUAGAGUCGAAAUGUCAGCCACCCAUGUGUAAAUGUUUCCUUGAUGGUGAUUUCUUCCAACGUCCACUUGACUCAUUUGUUCUGCCUUCUGAUCACGUCGAGGCGGAUAUGAGCACUGGAUCAUAUGUGAAGAGACAACCGGCUUUUGGAUCCGACAAAGUUGGAUACCAAUCGAUAUUCGAGCAUUUGUCAUUGGGUCGUUGGCGCCAACACACGCACAAUUUCGUGUUGCUCGCACUAAUUACCAUUUUAACCAUUGUGGCUAUCGCAGUUCUUGUUCUUGUGUUGGUGAAACUGUAUCUCCGCGUUGUAAAAGGAAAUCAAUCGCUUGGAAUCUCUCUACUUAUUGGAAUAAUUUCAUUGUACAUUACCGCUUAUUUCUUCGUCUUCGAUGCUACCGACGCAGUGUGCCGGCUUCGCGUUGUGUUGCACGGCUUCGGGUAUGCACUGUGUUUUGGAGUGAUGAUUGCGAAGGCCACUCAGCUGAGGAACGCCGAAACGCUUGGCUUCGGCACUGCAGUACAUAUCUCUUUCUGGAACUAUUGGCUGCUGCUUUUCUUCAUUAUUGGAGUACAAAUCGCACUGAACACGAGGUGGGUCGCCGAACCGUUCAUGUCGACACUGGCCGUAUCAGACACACACUCGGAGAUGGUGUGCACCUUGAGCAGAGAGGAGUUCGUGCUUGCCAAUAUUUACGUGGUUAUUUUAUUGUUUCUUGCGUUGUUUAUCAACAGCAGGAAUAGAAAUAUCAAGAGAAACUAUAAAGAAACUAAGUGGUUGUUCGUAUCGUCACUGCUCUGCACAUUCAUUUGGCUCUGUUGGAUCUUAGUUUACUUUAUUGUUCCUAGCGAAUUCAAAGAAACGGUUGUGGUACUAGAGUUAUUGGGUUGUUCUUCGGUGCUUCUUGGUCUACUGUUCGGUCCAAAAAUCUAUAUUCUGCUCUCUUAUGAGCCUGUGGUCGUCGAGUUUAAACAGGAGGGUACUCAACAGUGCAAUAACAUGACACUCUUCGAAAGAGACGAUGACAUACCAUCCGUUCGCGCUGUGUCUCCUGCAAGCAGUAGUGGAUCGACUCGAACUUCGUCAUCAGCGUGCGGUAAAAGAGCACAGACUGGAAACACUGCCUACCAAGACGAACAGUCUCCUAUCUUCCACACGGUCAUGAGGAAGAAGAAUAAAGUGCGCCGGUCACAUAGUGAGCACGAACUUGCUCAGCACAUUCGCCCUUACCCCGAUGUGGCGGUCAUUCACACUCCAUCGAAAUCAACCCCACCCGGCUUAAAAAGACCGACGAUCUUACAUUAG
Molecule: messenger RNA, 4116 nt
Organism: Necator americanus (New World hookworm)
Lineage: Eukaryota; Metazoa; Nematoda; Chromadorea; Rhabditida; Ancylostomatidae
Exons: 29
Coding region: 1-4116 (1371 amino acids)
Biological process (GO): regulation of synaptic transmission, glutamatergic; G protein-coupled glutamate receptor signaling pathway
Cellular component (GO): plasma membrane
Molecular function (GO): group II metabotropic glutamate receptor activity
Source: RefSeq, a predicted model, not a curated record